Molecule: messenger RNA, 1392 nt
Organism: Monoraphidium neglectum
Lineage: Eukaryota; Viridiplantae; Chlorophyta; Chlorophyceae; Sphaeropleales; Selenastraceae
Product: putative Intraflagellar transport protein
Exons: 8
Coding region: 1-1392 (463 amino acids)
Biological process (GO): non-motile cilium assembly; intraciliary transport
Cellular component (GO): non-motile cilium; ciliary base; centriole
Molecular function (GO): kinesin binding
Source: RefSeq, a predicted model, not a curated record
AUGGAUGCCGAGGACGACGAGCUGUACAGCGGUUAUGACGACGACGCCGGCGCAGGGGCCGCAGCGGCGGCGUCGCCCGCUUUCACAGGGGCCGAGUCUGCCUCCCCAGGAGCCCCCCCGUCCACGGGCGGCGGCAUGGCGGCGCCAGGGACGGCGGGCGGGCGCGUGGGGACUGCCAUGGGCUCGGACGGCAUGGCCCGCCCCAUGACCAGCAACCGCGGCGCCGGCUUCUCUUCGGCGCCCCGCGCCAAAUUCGACCCCCUCGGCGGCCCCGGCCGCUCAGCGCUGGCCGCGAACGGCCCCAGCAGCCUUCUGCCUAGGAAGGGCAAGGCCAGCCCCGAGGAGGCGGCGCGCGACAUGGAGCGGCGGGUGCACGCGCUGCUGGAGGACAGCGCUGCGGCGCACGCGCGCGGCGAGCAGCAGCAGGCCCUGGAGAAGGCGCUGGAGGCGCGCAAGCGGGAGAGGGCGCUGACUAAGUUUCGGGACGCCAACAGCGUGGCGGAUUAUGGCGGCCCCGAGCUGACGUUUGCGGCGGAGUUUCAGGUGGCUGCCAUGUACGCGGCCAACCGGCUGUGGCAGGAGGCGCUGGACGGCUACACAGCCCUCCUGAAGAACAAGCAGCAGCCGCAGGGCGCCAGGCUGCGCAUCAACAUCGGCAACGUCUACUUUGAGCAGGGGAAGCUUCCCCCCGCCAUCAAGGCGUACCGCAUGGCGCUCGACACGCUGCCCGCCUCCGCCGGCCCGCAGCGCGCGCGGCUGCUGCGCAACAUCGGGCUGGCCUUUGUGCGGAUGGGGCAGUAUGCGGACGCGGCGGCAGCGUACGAGGCCGCAGUCGGGGCGCAGGCGGAGCAUCAGGCGGCGUACCAUUUGGUGCUCUGCUGCUACGCCCUGGGGGACAUGGAGGGCAUGCGCGCCGCGUUCUCGUGCCUCGUCAGCAGCCCCGAGCUGCCGCCGGAGGCCGACGGCGGCUCCAACUCGGACGACAGCGACGGCGACGACGAGCACGCGGGGGGGCACGCCCGCGGCCGCGGCCGCGGCCGGGGCGGUGCCGGCGCGGCGGGGGCGGGGCCGAGGGGCGGGGCGGACCGGCUGCGGGAGGAGGAGCGGCGGCGGCGGGCGCUGGUGCAAGAGCGCGUCCUGACAGCAGCGCAGCUCGUAGCCGAGCGCAUGGACCGCGACGGCCCCGCGGCCGCGCAGCAAGGCGGCGGCGGCGGCAGCGGCGGCGGCGGCGGCUUUGACUGGUGCGUCGAGCAGCUGCGGGCCUCUGGCCACCCUCUGCUGGCGGCUGAGGUGGCGCUGUCAAAGGCGGGGCGGUUCCUGGCGGCGCGGGACGUGGCGGGGGCGACUGCGGUGUUCAAGGCAUUUGAGAACAAGGAGAGCAGCCUCAGGUGA